GAGAGAGAGAGAGUUUCAAAGCUAUAUUACUUGACACGAACACAUGCACAGAUUGCAGUCUUUCACGUGUGAAGAGACAUAUUUUCUUAGGUUUCAUCUGGAUGUCCACAUUGACAGAAUAAUGCUCGUGGGAUCUGCGUAAAAGUUGUGCAGCGGACGCGCGUGACAGUCGGACAAUAUAGUCUAUGAGGGAAAUAUGAUGCUGAAUGUAUUUCAAAGCCAUUGAUUGAAUUAUUCAUCCACAGAGAAGACAGCAUGUUCGGUGUGAUUUUUGUGUUUUUACUCGGAGUGGGACAAGUCCUGUCCAGACAGGAUCCGUGUCCUUCAAACGCCUUCACAAAUAAAGGAGAGUGUUGCAAACAAUGCCAGCCAGGAGAGGGAAUGAAGAAGCCCUGUGGAGUGGAACAGACAGAGUGUGAACCAUGCCUUGACAGCGAGACGUUCUCUGAGAACUUCAGCCACCAAGAGAAAUGCCAGCCAUGCACGCCCUGUCCCGAACUCAUGCGGAUGUUGACACCCUGCACUGACUCCAACGACGCUUACUGCGUCUGCAACUACGGCUACUUCUUCAGCAGCGUCACAAGCCGCUGCGAGCACUGUACAGUGUGUCCUGUGGGUCAGGGGGUGUUGAGUCGCUGUAACUAUGACCGUGACACCAUAUGUGAGGAGUGCAUGGAUGAAACGUUCUCAGAUCAGGAAACAUCUCUUGACCCGUGCAUGCCCUGCACAGUCUGUGAGCAGCCCGAUAUAGAGCUGAAAAGCUGCACUCCUGUCAGCGAUGCUGUCUGCCAAGAUGUAGAUCCCGCUAACAACUCAACCUCUUCCUCUUCUCCUCCUCCAUAUGUUUCAACUUCUCUUUCCUUUCCUGCUUUUUCUCCUUCUUCUCCUUCUCCUUCAUCAGAUGUCUCAUAUGUAGACAAGUCUCCUCCCGCGAGCCCUACGGAGAAUGUGACCACAGCUGACCCUGGGCUGAGGAAACUCCCCGGUCUCAGUGAUAACCUGAUUCCCAUCUACACCUCCAUACUGGCUGCGGUGCUGCUGGGCCUGGUGGCCUUCAUCAUCUUCAAACGGUGGAACAGUUGUAAGCAGAAUAAACAUGGAGCCAACAACAGAGCGUGCAGUGCAAACCCCAGUCAGACUCCAUCUCCUGAGGGUGAGAAACUUCACAGUGAUAGUGGGAUCUCGGUUGACAGUCAGAGCCUACAGGAGGGGCAGGGUCCUCCACAUACAGUGGUCAAGAUAGAUGGCGGUUCAUCCCUCCCCAUACCCUUACAUACACGAGAAGAGGUGGAGAAGCUGCUAAAUCGCACCUGUGAAGGGGAGGAGUCAGGGGCCAACGAAGAAUCCGAUUGGUGCAACCUGGCAGGGUUGCUCGGAUACAAGGAGGAACACAUUGCUAAUUUCAAACAGGAGGAGAGGCCUGUUCAGGCCCUGCUGUGUCAUUGGGCGAACCAAGAUUCGGCCAGUAUCGAUACGCUGUGCACGGCCCUAAAGAAGAUCAACAGGGAGGAUAUCGCGCAGAGCAUCACGCCCAAACCUACAGCUACAUCUAGCGUAUGAGAGAGCCGCGAUCAUCCGUCGGUGUGCUUCAAAGCUAUAGGCGCUCAAAUACACACCUUAUAUUGUAUCACUGGUGAAGUUGAUGUAUCGCUAUACCCAAAUCCUAAAACCAAAUGCUGUCUUAAACUCUUUUGACCAAAUCAAGCGCAUCUUUCACGAUAUUGUUUAUUUUGUUAAUUUGAGAACACUUUAUCCACCAAUAGGCUUAAAUUAUUAAUUAUCACACAAGGAGAAAUCAUUUAAACAACACAAAUACACAAAAUACAAGCUUCUUCACACUUUAGCAUACCAUAAUAUACAGUAUUGGCUUUUUUUUAAACAAUAUUGAUUUUAAAAUAACUAGUCAUAACAUGCUAAUAAUAUAUAAAAUGUAGCAGGUUCAGUCAUUUUCUGUGCAAAACCUCAAACCAUAUCCACCAUUUUUUCAAAGUUUGACCCUUACCAUUUCAUGUACACUGUCAGUGUUGUGUUCCUGUGUUUGUAAUACAUGUGUGUAUUGUUAGCUAAUGCGCAGAACAGUAUGAAGGGGAAGAAAUACUGAAUGCAACACCUCUACGAAAGGAUGUCCAAUAGCCAGUCGUCUUAUUGGCUAACGUAUCGAUUGGUAUGUAGAACCAGCUUGAUGAAUACAAUUUAUACCUUAGCAAGCUUACUGAAAUAGCUGUUUUAAGCCAUGCACUAUGAUUUGCUACUUGCGUUUGCUAGUCAGUAUCAGAUGGUAUUGGUGGAUGGACAUUCUCAUUCUUAAUGGUCUCAGUUUAUUGGACAAAAAUGUGUUUAGCGCAAGAUGAGCCAUGAAUAUUCUUGUUGCGUUUUCCCAGACUGUCGUUGAUGUAUCCGUGAUGGUUUAAGUCAGAUAAUGUGACUGUAGAC
Misgurnus anguillicaudatus (oriental weatherfish) is the source of this 2433-nucleotide messenger RNA. RefSeq names its product nerve growth factor receptor b (gene ngfrb). Gene Ontology annotation, cellular component: cell surface; plasma membrane. Lineage: Eukaryota; Metazoa; Chordata; Actinopteri; Cypriniformes; Cobitidae. Gene Ontology annotation, molecular function: coreceptor activity; nerve growth factor binding; death receptor activity. The record is from RefSeq and is a predicted model, not a curated record. Gene Ontology annotation, biological process: Rho protein signal transduction.